AUGAGCAUCCGCUGGUUACAGUUGCUUCUUCUCACCGUCGGCAUCGUUGUUUUUGCCAAACAAAAUUCAAAUGUCAAGGCUCAAAUCUACUCUUCUGCUCUCGAGUUUUUAUCACGUGCCGUAACACAUGUAGUGGAAUCAGGAGUGAACAAAUUCAAAUUUCGCGACAUCACCUCUAACAUCCGUAUUGGAACCGGGACAGUGAAGUUGACCAUGCAUUUGGAGAUUACCAAGUUCAAACUCCCAGUAUUCACUGGUACUAUCGACGAGAAGCUAGGUAGCGUGUUCACUUCGCGUGGAGGCAUUUUGGGAGUGAAAGGCAGUUGGACUGGAAAAUACAACUUCCCAUUCAAGACAAUCCCAAUCGAUGUAGGUGCUUGGAUAAAUUGCAAGUAUCUUAUCAGAGGAUAUAACAAGUGCUUAUACCAUUGA
Messenger RNA from Strongylus vulgaris, 432 nucleotides. Lineage: Eukaryota; Metazoa; Nematoda; Chromadorea; Rhabditida; Strongylidae. The record is from the annotation of a GenBank genome assembly.